UAUAAUAAUUACGUUGUAAUUACAAUGAAUAUUGACGAAGAGUCCGACUAUGAGGAAGAAGAAUUUUUAAUUUUCGCUGAUUUCAAAAAUCAACUUGGUGCACUUGAUCUAGAUGAGAAUAUAGCUGUUAAAAUCAUAGGACUUGAAAAGGACCCAAUCGCUGAAGUGAAUGGAAAUAUCUUUAAAGGUACAUAUGACUAUCCAAUGGGUACAUGCGUUUUCUUUGAAAAAGAUUCAGACGCUGCGCCGUCAGAUCCUCUAUUCGAAACGAGCUGUCGGCAGAAAUAUAAAUACUUUGCUAAAACCAAUAAAGUUAUAAAUUUUGAACGUAAAGGGUGAUUUUUUAAGAGCUUGAUAACUUUUUUUAAAAAAAA
Messenger RNA from Zeugodacus cucurbitae (melon fly), 374 nucleotides. Its product is annotated as general transcription factor 3C polypeptide 6. The transcript is spliced from 2 exons. Gene Ontology annotation, biological process: transcription by RNA polymerase III. Gene Ontology annotation, cellular component: transcription factor TFIIIC complex. The record is from RefSeq and is a predicted model, not a curated record. Bases 25 to 339 code for a protein of 104 amino acids. NCBI's taxonomy places the organism in Eukaryota, Metazoa, Arthropoda, Insecta, Diptera, Tephritidae.